Molecule: messenger RNA, 734 nt
Organism: Meloidogyne enterolobii
Lineage: Eukaryota; Metazoa; Nematoda; Chromadorea; Rhabditida; Meloidogynidae
Source: the annotation of a GenBank genome assembly
CCCUGUUCUUGAUUAUAUUUAAAUGUUGUUUUUUAAAAAGACUUGUUCUUCGCAAAACCCGAACAGCCACAGCAGCAAUGUUUUAUGUAAAAAAUUAUGGUUCAAGUGUUUCACUCGAUUCAAUAGAGCAAUCUACAGAAUUUGCCUCACUUUUAAAACAAAUUGAUAAAGAUAACAAACCGCCAUCAAUUUUAAUGUUAAAUCAAUAUGCUCUGAAUAUGACAUUUAAUUUUCUCUGUAACACAGCAAUCUUUCCGGGUGUACAUGAACGUUUUAUUUUUGUUACAUUAGAUGAAAAAUCACAUCAAGAACUCAAAAAAUAUUGGCCAAAUAUUAAACAAUUUUAUUGGCCAACACCCUCAUUAUAUAAACAAUUUAGUUUUGCUGAAGGUCCCUAUCAAUUAAUUUAUAUAUUAAGAGCUAAUUUAGCUUUAGCUUUAAUCAAAAAAGGAAAAUCUUUUUGGAUGCAACAACAAGAUACUUUUUGGCGUAAAAAUUUAUUUGAUAUUAAUUUAGAACAAAAAUUAGGUUUUGAUUUAUUAUUUGACCAAAUUGGUUAUGAAGAAAAUAGUAAAAGAGCAGAAUGGGUUAAUGGGGCUAAUUUUUAUGUUAAAGCAAAUAAAUAUACACAGGAAUUUUUUGAAGCAAUUGCCACAAAAUUAUCACAUUGGUAUACACCAGAUAUGGGAAUAAUGAUUCAUCAAGUUUGUGACCGAAUAAAAAUUUAUUUUUAA